Branchiostoma floridae (Florida lancelet) is the source of this 6564-nucleotide messenger RNA. RefSeq names its product myosin-7-like. The record is from RefSeq and is a predicted model, not a curated record. Gene Ontology annotation, molecular function: cytoskeletal motor activity; ATP binding; actin filament binding. Gene Ontology annotation, cellular component: myosin complex. NCBI's taxonomy places the organism in Eukaryota, Metazoa, Chordata, Leptocardii, Amphioxiformes, Branchiostomatidae.
CAGCCCGACAGGGAGUGUAUGUUAUGCCCAGAGCUUCUGGCGCCCCUUUGAUAACUUUUACGUGCCUGGGUCGACAUGAAAGCCCGCAUAUAAAAACCCCGCACCGACGGGAUAUUAGUUACACAGCUUCGGAGACGGAGUUAGCACCGAAUCGCCGAGGCUGUUGUACCCUUGUGUCCCUGUUACGACUCCUGCUAUUGGUCAGUUAAGCUAGCGCUCCUGAUUGGACAGCCAAGAUGAAGAACUACGAGGAAGAUGGCUUCAUGCGUUACCUGGCCGGGGACGAGAAGCAGCUUUUGGCCAUACGCAACAGGCCGUUCGACGCGAAGACUGUUCUGUUCGUUCCCGACAAGACGGAUGUUUUUGUGGAGGGGGAGAUCCGGGCAACCAAGGGCGACAUGGUUACCGUGGAAACCGUUACAAAGAAGACAGUGACGGUGAAGAAGGACAACACCUACCAAGUCAACCCGCCCAAGUUCUCCCUGUGUGAUGACAUGGCGAACCUCACGUACCUUCACGACGCCUCUGUUCUACACAACAUGAGGGAACGUUACAACCACAAGCUCAUCUAUACGUACUCUGGACUGUUCUGCGUGGUGAUCAACCCCUACGCGCGUCUGCCCAUCUACAAGAACGAGGUUGUCGCCCUGUACCGGUCUCGGCGCCGCAUGGACAUCCCGCCGCACCUGUUCGCAAUAGCGGAUGAAGCCUACAGGAACAUGCUGGAGGACCGUGACAACCAGUCCAUUCUAAUCACGGGUGAGUCCGGAGCCGGGAAGACGGAGAACACGAAGAAAGUGAUCGCGUACUUCGCUACCGUCGCCGCUCUGGGGGAGGUACGGGACGGCGGAGGGUUUGGCGGGAAGAAAGCCACGCUGGAAGACCAGGUUGUGCAGACCAACCCUGUCCUGGAGGCUUUCGGGAACGCCAAGACCAACCGGAACAACAACUCCUCCCGGUUCGGCAAGUUCAUCCGGAUCCACUUCGGCGGAAAGGGCAAGCUGGCCGGGGCUGAUAUCGAGACAUAUCUUCUCGAGAAAUCUCGCGUGAUCUCACAGAUGCCCGGCGAGCGCUGCUACCACGUGUUCUACCAGCUGGUGUCGGGAGCCUUUCCUCAAUACACUGAAAAGCUGCUGCUUGUGAACGACGCUCGUGAGUACAAGUACAUCUCCCAGGGUGACGUCACCAUAGCCGGGGUCGAUGACCGAGAAGAGAUGCGGUUCACUGAUGAGGCGUUUGACAUUCUGGGCUUCAGUAAUGACGAGAAGAUGCAGGUGUACCGCCUCGUGUCGGGAAUCUGUCACUAUGGCAACAUGAAGUUCAAGGAGAGAGGGGAGCAGGCCGAGUGUGACGGCAUGGAAGCGGCUGAGAAGGUGGGUCACCUGUUCAGUGUGCCGAGUGCCGACAUGACGAAAGCACUGCUGAAGCCGCGAGUGAAGGUUGGGAACGACUUCGUGGUGAAGGGGCAGACAGCCGAGCAGUGUUUUUACUCCGUGGGCGCACUGAGCAAGUCCAUCUAUAACAGGCUGUUCAUCUGGCUGCAGGGACGGCUGAACGAAACGCUGGCCACAGAGCUGAAGCGGGAAUACUUCAUAGGUGUGCUGGACAUCGCAGGGUUCGAGAUUUUCGAGUUGAACAGUUUCGAGCAGCUCUGCAUCAACUACACCAACGAGAAGCUUCAGCAGUACUUCAACCACCACAUGUUCGUGCUGGAGCAGGAGGUUUACUAUCGUGAGGGCAUCUUCUGGGAGUUCAUCGACUUUGGUAUGGACCUGCAGGCAACCAUCAACCUCAUCGAGAAGCCACUCGGUAUCAUGUCCAUCCUGGAAGAAGAGUGCAUGUUCCCCAAGGCCACGGACAUGACGUUCAAGGCCAAGUUGAACAACAACCACGCAGGCAAGUCCAGCAUCUUCCAGACCCCCAAGGUCGGACACAAGGUCAAGUACACGUCGGACUUCGCUAUCAAGCACUACGCUGCCACGGUGAACUAUAACGUGGCUCACUGGUUGGAGAAGAACAAGGACCCCAUUAACGAGUCAGUGGUAGAAGUGCUGCAGAAGUCCACCAGUUCGCUCAUGUCAGACAUGUUCAAGGAUUACGUGGGAUCCAACAGUCAAAACGGCGAAGGGAAGAAGCCGAAGAAGGGAAAAGCCAAGAAAAGCGCAGCAUUUCAGACAGUGUCGGCUCUUCACAGGGAACAACUGAACAAACUGAUGUUCACCCUGAAGAACACCUUCCCCCACUUCGUGCGCUGCAUCAUCCCCAACGAGACCAAGUCUGCCUUCGUCAUCGACUCUCCCCUGGUGAUGCACCAGCUGACGUGUAACGGUGUAUUGGAGGGCAUCAGGAUCUGUAGGAAGGGAUAUCCCAACAGGAUGCCCUAUCACGAGUUCAGACACAGGGAAGCCAGGCAGAUUCUGCAGCGGAACGUCCGGAAAUGGCUUAAGCUCAGGACGUGGGAAUGGUGGAAGCUGUACGUGAAGAUCAAGCCCCUCCUGCAAGGGUUCCGCACGGAGGAAGAGCUGCGUGCCAAAGAAGCCGAGCUAAAUGAGCUAAGAGAGAGGUAUCUGGAAGAGGAGAACCUGCGGAAGGCGCUGGAGAGGAAGUGCACGGCCCUGGAGCAGCAAAGCAACGACAUCCAGAACCAGAUGCACGCGAUGCACGAUCUCCAGGAGGACCAGGAGGAACGCUACGCCAUGCUGGUGAAGAACAAGGCGUCUCUGCAGCAGGAAAAUGAAGAGAUGAAGGAGAGCCUGGACGAGCUGACGGAGUCCAACCUCCAACUCACACAGGCCAAGAAGAAACUGGACGGAGACAACGAAGAACUUAAGAAGGACGUGGACGACUUGGAGACGAGUCUUGCAAAAAUGGAGAAAGACAAGAAGGCUGCUGAGGAGAGGGUUCGCAGGACGGCGGAGGAACUGUCCGAGGCCGAGAACAACAUCAAACGACUGAACAGGGAAAAUAAGCAACUCCGAGAACUCCAGGAGCAAACCCUGGUGGACCUACAAACAGAGGAAGAGAAAGUCAACAACCUGACAAAGCUCAAGAACAAGCUGGAAGAACAGCUCGAAGAUAUGGAGGAGAGUUUCCACCGCCAGAGGAAGUUCCGUGUCGAGGCUGAACGUGACAAGAAGAAAUUGGAGGACCAACUAAGGAAGAACAUGGACUCCUUAAAGAAUAUGGAAAGGGCCAAGAAUGAACAGGAGGAUAAGAUAAAGAAGCGGGAGUUUGAGAUCGGAGCGUUGAACACCCGACUGGAGAGCGAGCAGAGUCUGGUGGCGCAGCUCCAGGCCAAGAUCAAGGAACUCAUGGUCCGAAUAGAGCAGCUGGAGGCGGAUCUGGAGGCCGAGCGGAACGCCCGCACUAAGGCGGAGAAGGCGAAGAACGAGGCGCAGCAUCAACUGGACGACAUCGGGGACAGGCUGGAGGAGUCGGCUGGGCAGACUACAGCACAGACGGAGUACGCCCGUAAGCGCGAGGCGGAGAUCCUGAACCUGAGGCGGGACAUGGAGGCCGCCAGCGCGCUGCACGACACGAACAUGGCGGACCUCAGGAGGAAACAUGCCGACCAGCUAAGGGAGCUGCAGGUCGCCCUUGAGAAGCAGAACCGUGACAUCACGGAGAAGCUGCAGGAAGUGAACCUGAAACUGGACGAGCACACCCGCUCCAUGCAGGAGAUCUCAGGACUCAAGGCGCGGCUGCUGGCCGAGAACACCGACCUGCAGCGACACCUGGACGAGGCAGAGAGUAUGACAACUCAUCUCAGCAGGAACAAGAGCAUGCUGCUGCAGCAGCUGGAUGAGAUGAAGCACCAGCUCGACGACGAGUCCAAGGCUAAGAACCUGAUGGCUCACCAGCUGCGUGCUGCCCAGCAUGACUGCGAUUCUCUCCGCGAGCAGCUGGAGGAGGAGCAGGAGGCCAAGACAGAGACGCAGCGGGGGCUGUCCAAGGCGAACACAGAGGUGACAGCCUGGAGGACCAAGUACGAGACCGACGCCAUCCAGAGGACAGAAGAACUGGAGGAGGCGAAGAAGAAGCUGGCUGCCCGUCUCCAGGACAUGGAGGAGAAGUUGGAGAUCUCCAACUCCAGAUGUUCCUCCCUGGAGAAGACGAAGAACAGACUCCGGGCGGAGAACGAGGACCUGAUGCUGGACGUGGAGAAGUCCAACACCUUGGUCAUACAGCUGGAGAAGAAACAGCGUAUGAUGGAUAAAAUCAUCUCCAACUGGAAGUCGAAGUGUACCGAGAUCACCGUGGAGCUGGAUGAGUCACGGAAGGAGAACCACGAGCUGAACAACGAGCUGAUGAAGCUGAAGACGGCUUUCGAAGAGGCCUUGGUCGCCAUGGAAAACCUCAAGAAAGAGAACAAGCAGCUUCAAGACGACGUUGCCGGACUGAAUGAAGCUGUUGCGGAAGGUGCCAAGACCAUCUCCGAGCUUGAGAAGGCCAAGAAGCGUCUUGAGGUGGAGAAGGAGGAGCUCCAGACGGCGCUGGAGGAGGCGGAGAGCAGUCUGGAGGUGGAGGAAGGCAAGGUGAUACGUCUUAACCUGGAGCUCGGUCAGCUUAAGUCGGACAUCGACAGGAGGCUGGCUGAGAAGGAGGAGGAGUUUGAGGUUACACGUAAAAACCAGGCUCGUGCCAUCGAGAGUCUCCAGGCGUCCCUGGAGGUAGAGAGUAAGGGCCGGGCUGAGGCGCUGAGGGCCAAGAAGAAGCUGGAGGGAGACCUGAACGAGUGCGAAGUGAAGCUGACCAACGCCAACAGGGCUAACGCCGAGGCCAGGAAACUGAUAGGCAAGCUUCAGGACCAGGUUAGGGACAUGCAGAUCGUCAUCGACGAGGAGCAGCGUAUGCGCAGCGAGCUCCGGGAGAUCCUGACUGUGACGGAGCGCCGUGCGCAGGCGUUCGCGCACGAGCUGCAGGAGACCAAGGCGCACUGGGAGGCCUCGGAGAGGGGCAGGAAAGUGGCGGAGGCCGGGCUGGUAGAGGCGCAGGACCGCGUGGGAGAGUUGUCCACCCAGAACAGCGCCCUGGUCGCCGCCAAGCGGAAGCUUGACGCGGAGGUGCAGCAGCUGCUGGGCGAGCAGGAGGAGCUGCAGAGCGCCGCCAGGCAGGCUGACGACAAGGCCAAGAAGGCGAUAGGAGAUUCGGCCCGGAUGGCGGAAGACCUUCGUCAAGAGCAGGACAAAGCUGCUCAUCUGGAAAAGGUCAAGCGGGAUCAGGAAGAGAGCAUCCGGGACCUGCAGCGCCGCCUGGACGAGGCCGAGACUAUCGCAAUGAAGGCCGGGAAACGCAUGAUACAGAAGCUGGAAACCAAGGUCCGGGAACUCGAGGCAUCGUUGGCUGCAGAAUCCAAGCGUCACCAAGACACUCUUAAGAGCCUGCGCAAGAACGAGCGCCGUCUCAAGGAGAUGACCUUCCAGUCAGACGAGGACCGUAAGAACCAGGAACGUCUUCAGGAAAUGGUAGAGAAACUGCAGCUGAAGAUCAAGACGUACAAGAGGCAGACUGAGGAAGCGGCGGAAACCGCCACCAGCAGCCUGACUCGGUACCGCCAGACGCAGAACGAGCUGGAGGACGUGACGGAGCGGGCGGACAUCGCGGAGGGCGCGCUGGCCAAGAUGCGCGCCAAGUACCACGGCACAACCGCCAAAAUCAUGAUCCAGAAAUUGCACCAAGAAGAAUAAAGACGUCAAAGCUCAAGUUUUCUCUUAUUGCUCAUCUGCACGCCCAAAGAAAAGUGACUCAAAAUAAAUAGACAACUUAAAGUUCCCGUAAACCUCAUAUACAUUUGUAUCUCAGAAUCUAACAAUACAUAAUAUAUUGUUUUCAAUCUCAUGCGUAACAGAUAAGAAACUUGUAAUGCUUGGUAUGUUAAUGGUAGUAUUUACUGACACAAUGGAAGCUAUAGCGCUAUCUAAGUGAUUGCUGGAAAAAUGCCCAGUAAGCCAUGUUUCAUACUUAGGUAAUUAAGUCCGAUAGAUAGCCAGUUUCGCAACGCGAAUAGUUUGGGUUACCAGUGUGCUGCAAUAUAUCUAUUUUGCAACCUCUGUACAAAACAACGUUAGAUACAUUAGCAUGAAAAAAAGAACACCAAUACGUACUGAUUCAGAUCAACGCUGAUUCGCAAAGAGAGCAAACGUCAAAGAGAACAAACGUUGCUGAGAUUGCGUGGCAACAACGUUAUAACUUCAUGGUUGUAGACUAGUUUUCAUGUGACUGAGCAGCGUUACAACGUGUCAGUUUAUACACUCGUUCAGAAAGACAGCAUGAAAAACCUUCAACCAACAUAUUCAGAAACUACACACACACACACACACACACGCGCGCAAAUACACAGACACACACACAAAGACACACACACACACACACAAAGACACACACAAACACAUACAUACAGGCACGUACAAACAGUACUCCAAUCCCCUAAGUUUAAAUCUGGUUGAAGAAUCUGAAGCAUUUGUUACCUUUACGGUUCAGCGCUUGGUAUAUUUGGCAUGUCAACAACGCCAAGUUCACCACCCAGCUUGGGUAUGCAAUAAAUGUGGCUGUAUCAUCACAAAA